Molecule: messenger RNA, 1607 nt
Organism: Protobothrops mucrosquamatus (brown spotted pit viper)
Lineage: Eukaryota; Metazoa; Chordata; Lepidosauria; Squamata; Viperidae
Gene: PPP1R3D
Product: protein phosphatase 1 regulatory subunit 3D
Exons: 1
Coding region: 8-955 (315 amino acids)
Biological process (GO): regulation of glycogen biosynthetic process
Cellular component (GO): protein phosphatase type 1 complex
Molecular function (GO): protein phosphatase 1 binding; glycogen binding
Source: RefSeq, a predicted model, not a curated record
AGCAGUGAUGUCCACUCAAACUGUUUGCCCUCAGGAGCCAAAGGUGUUGAGAGCUCCCCGGCGGAGUCCCAGCUGUCUCUCUGAUAUGUACCAGAACAUGUUUCAGGGCGAAGCAACCCAGCUUGUGGAAAAGAAGGGAUGCCAACCGUUGCAUAGCAGCACCAGCGCCAGCCAAUUGACUUCCUAUCUGCACCAGAAAACUGAACGUAGAGUUCCUCGGAGCACCACAAGUUGUGACCCACAUCUCCGACCCAUCAUGCGCCGUCGGGCCAGGUCCUUGCCCAGUUCUCCAGAGAGAAGGCGUAGCGGGGUGACUCCCUGUCGUGUUCCGGGUUGCCACACCCGCAAGAACCGUGUCAGGUUUGCAGAUGCUUUGGGCCUGGAGCUGGCAGAAGUGAAAGUUUUCCAAGCUGGGGAAGAUCCAUCUAUCCCACUUCAUGUUCUUUCUCGGCUGUCCAUUAAUUCGGAUCUCUGUUGCAGCAAGCUGGACCUGGAAUUCACCAUGCAGUGCCUGGUACCUGACUUCCAGCAGCCGGGAGAUUGUGAAGACUUCCUCAGCCGCCUGCAGCAGCAGCAGGUGUGUUUGGAACGAGUGUCCAGCUCAGAUCUGGGCCUGAAUGGCACAAUCAGAGUGAUCAAUUUAGCCUUUGAGAAACAGGUGACUGUGCGCUAUACUUUUAAUCACUGGAAGGGGCAGCAUGAAAUAAAUGCUCAGUGGCACAGCAGUGUUGCUGGUCAGGAUGGUGAGUCUCAAGUGGACAAUUUCACCUUCUUCCUUCCUAUGCCCCCAUUCCUUCUUCAGCUUAGCUCAGUAAUUGAGUUUGCAAUCUUAUACCGAGUCAACGGACAGGAAUACUGGGAUAACAACCAGGACAAGAAUUACACCCUCACUUGUAGGAAUCAUCCGCUUAAGAUGCCCAGAGAAUGUGAAGAGAGCUGGAUUCAUUUCAUCUAAAAGCAAAACAAAGGGGUCUGCAUUCGUUUGACCUUCCCCCCCCCCCCCACGCUGAGGCACCAAAGAAACUCUUCGACAUGGCAAAGAUCCUUCAGAAUAAAAGAAUAACAAGUGAUCUGCACAAAAGCUAUUUUGAGAAGCUGUUGUUUUUCUGAAAAAGAUAAGGAUAAAGGGCCUUAAUUUGCAGUGAUUUGCACUAAAUUAACUUGAAAUGUUUGGGAAUCAUAGCCCAAAGAUACAAUCAUUAGAAGGAACCUAAUGUAUUUUAUUCCUUUGAUUAAUUCUUAUAAUGUUCUGAUUGUGCAGUAUUUUAAAACAUACUGUACUUGAUGCUCUGUAGUUUUGCACUUCACUUUUUGCACUUUUUACAAAAUUGUCUUUGGUGGAACUUAAGCAUAUUUCUGUUAAUUUCUAGAAGGAGAAAAUGUUACACUUUUCUAAUGCACUGGUCAAAUGCUGCAGGGCUGGGGAUGGCAAAAUUUAACUAUUUAAAUAAAAAUGAAAAUUUACACUGCAGUUUAUAAGGCUUAUAUGACAGUGUUCUUAUACAUUUGGCAUUAGUCCCUGAAUGUUCCUGUUUUAGAGCACUUUUUGUUAUUAGAAGAGAAAAUGCAGUUUGCGUUUUGGAGAAGUUUAUUUUUUAUGUUAUUUU